AUGCUCUUGUGCACUUCAGUACAUGGAGCAGAUGUGUCCUGUUCAGAGUGGUUGAACGAGGGCUGCUUACUAGCUGGCUGUGACGAGAGAUGUAACAAAAGACUGACUGUGCGUUUUAUUAACGGAAUCCUUCUCAUUACUACUGAUUCGCUCUGCUUUGAUACUGCUGAUACAGCCGCUAACCAUUCGGCUCAGAUCGACAGACGCUUGCAUGUUGAUUCCGUCACUGACGGUGUGAAUGGUCCCUCCUUAUUUUCCGAUACCGAAAGUAAUAAACAACCUAAUUUGGUAACUGAUUCUCUUGCCGACAUAAAUGUGGCCGCAACAACCACUAGUACAGAUCCAGAACCGAAUUCCGAAUCUUUGCUUUCUUCUCCAGCUGAGCUGGCGCCAGGGGCGACCGCCUUUACUCCAUUGGUAGACGCUAGAUCACCUGAACAAUCUGGCAGCCCUCCAGAGAACGCUGAUCCGUCCAAUCUGAACUUAUUUAUCCAUUUGGAUGCCAUAGUCUCCUUGAGCACUCAUCGACACCUUCAGGAUGCAGUGAAGGACGCGUGA
Messenger RNA from Protopolystoma xenopodis, 558 nucleotides. Lineage: Eukaryota; Metazoa; Platyhelminthes; Monogenea; Polystomatidea; Polystomatidae. The record is from the annotation of a GenBank genome assembly.